Molecule: messenger RNA, 9338 nt
Organism: Clupea harengus (Atlantic herring)
Lineage: Eukaryota; Metazoa; Chordata; Actinopteri; Clupeiformes; Clupeidae
Gene: agap3
Product: ArfGAP with GTPase domain, ankyrin repeat and PH domain 3
Biological process (GO): activation of GTPase activity
Cellular component (GO): nucleus
Molecular function (GO): protein binding; GTP binding; GTPase activity
Source: RefSeq, a predicted model, not a curated record
ACAAAGUAUUCAUUCAUUGGGGGUUUGUGGGACCCUGUGGUCAUUGUCGGGGUGCCUGAGAGAGCGCCCGGCUGGAAGUGUUUUCCUUCUCCCUUGAGCCGGGGGGAAUCACUUUUAAAAAGGUGUGUUAAGGACUUUAUGUUGGUGCCCGAAGAGUCGGAGAUUCCAUUCCUUGUUUUGCCACCACCCAGGGGAAGGCAGGGGAAGCAGCUGUGGCUUCAAACAGGCUCACUCCCUCAUGCCAUGCAUGGGAAGAUUAAGGAAUUUAUCUGCCCUGCCGGCAACAGGAUUGCUCAGAACUUGCAACCUGCCCGCAACUGAAGAAGCAGCAGCCCAAGGCUCAGUGAUGGGUUUGCAGUACUUUCCUGUACGAUGAACCUGCAACUUUUUCCUCUCAACUCUUUCUUUUUUUUCAAAGGAUCUGUGCAAAGGAUCUGUGCUACUGCAGAGGUUCACUAAUGUUGUUUCUGAGUUUCACUGAGAGAGCAGGGGGGUUGUGGGGAUGGCGUAGAGGUCAUGCCUAGACUUGUUUGAAGUCCCGUCACCCCCCCCCCCCCUCUUUUCUCACAUGUUAAAGGUUACAGAUUAAGUUUGGUCUCGGAAUGCAGCCGGGAAGUGAAGAACCGAGAGAGCAGUCGUAAAGAACUCUGUGUGCAUCUGGGACUAAGUGUGUGUGUGUGUGAGGAGAGAGGGUUUGUGUGUGAGUCUGUACAGCAGUUAGCAUGUGUGCAUGUGCUGCUAUGCUGGUUCUGAGCAGCCGGGCCACAGAUGUGUUCCCCGAGGCUACUGCCCUGUCGUCCCGGCAACAGUCGACUGGCAAGACCGUGCUCCACGUUUCAGUCUUCCUAAAUGGCACGGCAGACUGCACCGGUGGUGAGGGAGAGGCGAAGGGAGGGGCGGAAAGCGGAGAGUCAGAGGUGCCGGGACAAGGAAAGAGCCCCAGGCCAGGGAGUGGGACGUCCGACCGAGAGCUCGGCAGGUGGCUAUCCCCAAGCGCCUCACUGGAGCUGAGAGGUGGGAGGAGGAGGAGGUGGAGGGGGAGGGAUGAUGAACCUGGAAUGAGGACAAACCGGUUUGCUAAACUGCUCCCCGAAAUCUCAGCCGAGAAGCCUUCCCAGUCAGAGUCAGCGCAGGGCUCCGGAGAUGCGAGGAAAGAGAUUCGGGAAUCCAGUUCUCUCUCACGGGUCCACCACAAGGUUUAUGAGGAAGACCGCAGCAAUGCUGACCCUGAGGACCCCUCUAACAGGCCCCAGGUUGUGGUUCUGCGAAAGACUUCACACAACAGCCUGCCCCUGGGCAGUAGGAGAGUGGUGAGCAUGUAUGGCUCCCUCCCCGAAACUGAACAGCAACAGCAGCAGCAGCAGCAGCAAAGGAAUUCAAGCAGUAAGCUUCUGGAGCGGCUCCACAGACCCAGGAGCGUGUGCAUGCUGGCCAACGCUAACCCCGGCCCUCUCUCGGCCCCGGUGGGCCAGUCCUCCUCUGCCUUCGGGGGUGUAGGUCCUCCAGGGGCACCUCUCCAAAGGAGCCGUCGAGCGGAGCUCCGAGCCGUCGACGGCCUCAAGCCGGAGCUUCCGCCUGCGUUCUGCCUGCCCCCGUUCCCCAACGACACCGUCCCCCGGAGGACGAAUAAGAGUUUGGCGAAACAACAACAGAGGCCUGUCAGCAUGACCGUCCUAGAGCUGAAAGAGCGCAUCUCCUCUCAGGAGGUGCUCUCCAGGGACACGCCGGGCCUGUCUCGAGGAGGCUUCCCCUGGAAGCUGUUUGGCAAGCCGCCACAGGACAGGGAGCCCGUUGUCGCUCCUCCGGUGCCCAACGGGGGUAAACAGGAAGCCCCCAAACGCACCCUGAGCUCUUUGCGCCGCAGCCUCAGCCUCCGCAUCAGACGCAAUCGGAACAAAACCGACUCUGAACCAGAACCGGCGUCGGACCCACGGAGUCGCACAAGAAGUUUCGGACAGGAUAUACUGCGUUCUUCUCAGCCUUUCUCUUACCUGACCGGCAGAGCCCUGUCGCCUGCGUACGAGAAGGACGAGGUCCAGGGCAACAUGCAGUACAUUCAGUACCAGACCAGGGGCAAGGUCAAGGUGAUGGAAGUCCCAAUCCGCCCAGCCCAACUCUCUGAGAAACAGGCCCCCGACGAACCCAGCCUCUGGCAGCUAAUUGCCAACCGGUUCAGGAGGAAAAACCCGCCAACCAGCAACAAAUCUGAACUUCAUGUAGACAGCCAAGGACCUGGCACAUAUCCCCCUGUAAGGCUAAAAAAGCCACCGCCAGUUGCCAUAGAGACGUUAGCAGCAAGCACUGGCAUCAGUAAAGUUCAAGAUUCCUUCGUCAACAGUCAGGAAUGGACAUUGAGUCGGUCAGUGCCAGAACUCAAAGUGGGCAUCGUGGGGAACCUCUCGAGCGGGAAGUCAGCCCUGGUCCAUCGCUACCUGACAGGAACAUAUGUUCAGGAGGAGUCACCUGAAGGGGGCCGGUUUAAAAAGGAGAUCGUUGUGGACGGACAGAGCUACCUGCUUCUCAUCAGAGAUGAAGGAGGCCCCCCGGAGCUACAGUUUGCCGCCUGGGUGGACGCUGUGGUGUUCGUCUUCAGCCUAGAGGACGAGAUCAGCUUCCAGACGGUGUACAACUACUUCCUGCGUCUGUCCAGCUACAGGAACACUAAUGAGGUGCCCAUGGUAUUGGUCGGCACGCAAGAUGCCAUCAGUGCCACCAACCCCAGAGUCAUCGAUGACGCCCGCGCCCGCAAGCUGUCAAACGACCUGAAGCGCUCCACCUACUACGAGACCUGCUCCACCUACGGCCUCAACGUGGAGCGAGUCUUCCAGGACGUUGCCCAAAAGGUGGUGGCCCUGAGGAAAAAGCAGCAGCUGUCUAUUGGCCCGUGCAAGUCCCUCCCUAACUCUCCCAGCCACUCAUCUGUCCCCUCCGCAUCCAUCCCCUCCGUCCACAUCAAUCAGCAGGCGGCUAACGGUGGGGGCGCCUUCAACGACUACUCGUCCUCCGUGCCCUCCACGCCCAGCAUGGGCCAGCGGGAGAUGCGCAUCGAGACCAUCGCCGCCUCCAACACGCCCACGCCCGUCCGCAAGCAGUCCAAGCGCCGCUCCAACAUCUUCACAUCGCGGAAAGCCAGCGAGCAGGCAAAGAGCACAGACAGUAAAACAGACAGCAUAGGCAGUGGAAGAGCCAUACCCAUCAAACAGGGAAUCCUUUUAAAGAGGAGUGGGAAAUCCCUGAAUAAAGAAUGGAAGAAGAAAUACGUGACCCUCUGUGAUAACGGCCUCCUGACCUACCACCCCAGUUUACAUGACUACAUGCAGAACAUCCAUGGGAAGGAGAUCGACCUGCUGAGGACCACGGUGAAGGUGCCGGGGAAGAGGCCUCCGCGCGCCGUCUCUACCGUCGCCACCGUCGCCCCCACCGCCAGCCCCAAGACCAACGGCCUGCCCAAGGACCGCAGCGCCCUGCAGCUGGGCGUAGGCACCUCUGGUGCUCCCCACUCAAACAGCAGCACGUCUCUGCAGUCGGAGCGUUCGGUGAGCGGUGCGGGGCUGCCGGGCUUCGGCGGCAGUAAGGACGGAAUGCACCAGCGCUCCUUCUCCGUGUCCAGCGCCGAGCAGUGGAGCGAGGCCGUCAUCAACACCAGCAUCACCAGCAGCGGCGCCGCCAAUGGGAUGGCAGACCCGCUGACCUGCAGCCCUGGGAUUGGCAGUGCCACCAGUCCCAAACUGGAGCCGCCUCCGUCGCCUCACGCCAACCGCAAGAAGCACCGGCGGAAAAAGAGCACGGGCAUCACCAAACCAGACGGGGUGUCUACUGGAAAUGAGGAGCAAGAGGAGUCCUUUGAGUUUGUCAUCGUGUCACUUACCGGACAGAUGUGGCACUUUGAGGCAUCCACUUUCGAGGAGAGGGAAUUAUGGGUAACGGCGGUCGAGAGCCAGAUAUUUGCCAGCCUGCAGUCCUGCGAGAGCAGCAAAAACAAGUCACGGUUAGGCAGCCAGAGUGAUGCGGUGGCCAUCCAGUCCAUCAGGAACGUGAGGGGGAACAGCUUCUGUGUGGACUGUGACGCCCCCAACCCCGACUGGGCGAGCCUGAACCUGGGCGCUCUGAUCUGCAUCGAGUGCUCGGGGAUCCACCGCAACCUGGGCACACACCUGUCGCGCGUGCGCUCCCUGGACCUGGACGACUGGCCCGUGGAGCUCAGCAUGGUCAUGGCGGCCAUCGGCAACGCCAUGGCCAACAGUGUGUGGGAGGGAGCCCUGGAGGACUACACCAAACCAGGCUCAGACACCACAAGAGAGGAGAAGGAGCGCUGGAUCCGGGCGAAGUACGAGCAGAAGGUCUUCCUGGUGGGGCUGCCCCAGUCGGACAUGCCCCUGGGGCAGCAGCUGCUGAGGGCCGUGGUGGAGGACGACCUCCGGCUGGUGGUGCUGCUGCUGGCUCACGGGACCAAGGAGGAGGUCAACGAGACGUACGGCGACGGCGACGGCCGCACGGCGCUCCACCUCUCCUGCGCCAUGGCUAACGUGGUCAUCACCCAGCUCCUCAUCUGGUACGGAGUGGACGUGAAGAGCCGUGACGCACGCAGUCAGACCCCGCUGUCGUACGCGCGGCGCGCGGGCAGCCAGGAGUGUUCCGACAUCCUGCUCCAGCACGGCUGCCCCAACGACAGCGCCGGGGGCCUGGCCUCGGCAUCCACGCCCACCGCCACCCGCCGGAACCCCAACGCCAACAACAACAACGCCCAGGGCGAGCUCAACCGCAGCAUCAGCAUCAUGUAGGGCCAGAGGAAGGGUGGAGGAGGGGAACCCCGAGCCCAGACCCCCACCCGCGCUGACUGGCCUGACUGACUGACUGUGUCUCCCUUCCUUCUCAUGCUGUGCCCACGUCCAUCUCCCCACCCAUCCCAGGUCCAAGAGCCCGGAUUACAGCCCAGACCUGGACCAGUUCUAGACUCCACUGCCAUCUGCCCGUUGGCGUUGGUCAGAGUACGUCUCCAUCCUCCUCGUGCUGCCCGUGCAUUCAUGGCCACCACGCCCUCCUCCGUUUCCUCUCCGGUGUGGCUGUGGCAUACCCCCUUGGCACAGCGGGACACAGGCUGCCCGUCUGUGAGCGCCUCGUGUCCGUGACCCUUGAGCACCGUGUCCCCACUGGUUUCAGUACCCUUAAGUCCAAGUCCUGGUCAUGUCUGCAAUCUCACUCGACACGCCCCUUCCUUUAAUCUCUUAAACCAAGCCGAUCAACCUCCAUUUGUCAAAACAAAGACACACUCACAAACAUAAAGCUUUCACUGUGUCCUCUUGUCUGGUCGUGGUUCGCUGUGUGUGUGAUACACCUUUAUGGCACCCCCCCAUCGUCCAGUACAUUCUGAAGAAGUGGACCUAAUCUAUCUAAUCAAUCUAAAACAUUACCAUGUUUCGGGAGAGCAACGUUAUGUCGAGGUAGUCCUUAGUCUAAAGUGCUCCACAGAAAGAAAGGGAUCUGGUGGGUUUCAGUGGAAUUCCAAGGGUGCCCUCGCACAUGUAAAAGCCAUCUGUAGAUAAUAAUAGCCUCUGAAUAUUUCCAUCAUGUCAGCAACACCAUAAAACUGCUGAGCAUCUCAGAUCAUCUGUUGUAACUCCUGACUGAUGGUGAACUGCUUGAGGCCACCACUAUUAUGUUUACAUUUGACAGCUAAAAGUUUUAAACAAAAGCGUUUCCUUUGUGUAGUGAAUGAGUAGUGGUUGGUGUAUGUAGUGGAGGUGAAGCUUAUUUAUUUCAGCACUACUUUUAUAUUGUGCCUCCUGGACAUUUCAUUUAAUAGAGCUGAAAAAACAAUGACAGUACAGCAAAAAAUACAGCAGUACAAAUACAGUAACAGAUGCUGUGAACAAUACUAUACUAAACCUUGGUUCCCAUUUAAUAGGCAAAACAAGCAAAUAGGAAGAGAAAGAGAAAGAGAACAUAAAAAAAAAAACAAUCAGGUGAAAGUUCAUCUUGGGAAAUGAUGGAACAAGAGAUGAGCAUGUGUUCAGGUUUGAGAAUCCCCAUCCAAACCAUAGCCUGAUUGUGUCAUAUAGGUGGCCAAAUGUGUCACUUCAUUCUUUCCACCUUUUGACAGGACUGCAGAGUGGGAUGCCUCUUUGAUGGCCUGAUACCCAGUGAUUACGCUGAAACAGCCUGGUCAUUACCGGCUCUAUGAGCGAGUGGACGGGGAGUUCUUAUGACUCUUUGACACCAGUGGCCCCUGCCAUUGUUUUCAAAUCUACUCUGUAUAAUGGGAAUGCUGUCCACACUUCUGGGGGACAUGGCAGCAGAUAGACAGCACUUGAGACAACAUCUGAACUGCCUUGCUUUCCAUUCUUUGGUACCUUGUGAGUGGGUAUGAAUGUGUGAGUGUCAGAAAAAAAGGCAGAGAGAGAGAGAGAAGGGGGGGGGGUGGGGUAGGAGGCCUGAAGAGAGGAAGUGGUUUAACGUCAAAACUUUGGGAAGCAAAAAUCAACAUGGCCGCAAGGGAGAAACCGAUGUACAGAUUAAUGUAAAAAGUCCUUAUUUCCUCCCGCAGCCAUUCCUCUGCCGUGUGGCUGUGACUCUUCCUCCUGAAACUAUUAUCCUAAUGUCCUGAUUCAGGGAACCUCCCCAGUCCCAUUUAGGUACUAAACUUCAGUGUCUUGUCAUCAUGUAGAACAGACAAAGAAACGACCUUCAGGUCUCUUCUGGUCACGAGGACUGGGAUCGCUUUGUUGACCAGUAGAUCUGAAUGUUCUCUGAUUCGUAGUGUUACUGUAGGCUUUUUCCUUACAUUGGGAGUGACACAGCCAUUUUUACAUUUUUAGCAAAAAAAUACAUUAUAUAUAUUUCUGGAUUUAGGCGCGUAGCACAAAGUCUACAGAGGUUUUCCUGACUGUUUGAACCAGACAUCAGACUAUCCUGUUCAAAGUCAUUUUUACCAUGCAGUAUUUUAAGUUUACAGAGCUAGGGUACUACUUAAGCAUGGUACCAUUAUUUUCCAUUUUCUGUACUUGGUGUGCAGUCAUAUAGUGUCUUAUUAGAUGACCUAGGCACAUGAUGGGGGCAAUGAAAAAGACUAAAUUCAUCAGAAAAAUUGUUGGAUUAACUGUUCAUGUUUGGAUAAUCUGUCAUUAGAGCCCCUUUUGCUAGUUCCUUUUUUUGGCCUCGUUUUGGGCAUCUUAAAUGUUUGUGCCUCAGAGCCACGAAGCCUUCCUAACACUGCCAUACGUCGGAGCGGGAGACGCAAGACAUGACGUGUUCACGCCAACGCAACGCUGUGAUGUAAUGCACCGUUAUGACUUGGCAAAAACUAUGCGACCAAAAGCCAUGCCAGCUAAAUCUGGUUCGGGAGCCUCAACAUGUCUGCUUCCAUGAGCUGUUGUGUCACACCCAGUAUGGUAGUGUUAUGGCGGACUGGCUAAAAGAAGAACGUUUCUUUUGUUCAUUGACUCCAACUGCUAAACCCAUGAGGGUACAUGCCUCUGUUUGCUAAACACACAUUUGUUCAAUGCAUCGCGCACAUGACCUGUCACUGAGAACAGACCACUUUUUUUUAAAUAAUGGACAUGGUCUGUCAAAUGUGGUUUAAAUAUCAUCAUUUGGUGCAAUUUGUUAAUUGACUUUUCAAAAUGCUGUGUACUUCAUAGAAGAGAAAACAUUCAAAGACAUUUUUUGUGUUAAUUCACCGGGAAAUCUGAAGACAUUUGACCUCUGUGAACAGGAUGUGAAGGAAGGUGUUUGACCCUUAGAACAUACAGUAUGUUAUACCUUUGAUGUGCCCUUAGUGUUCUUGCCCGGCCUCUGGGUCCAGACUACAGUCUCUCUGUGGGAAUGCUAGUUCUGGUCCCCGACUACAGUCUCUCUGUGGGAAUGCUAGUUCUGGUCCCGACUACAGUCUCUCUGUGGGAAUGCUAGUUCUGGUCCCCGACUACAGUCUCUCUGUGGGAAUGCUAGUUCUGGUCCCCGACUACAGUCUCUCUGUGGGAAUGCUAGUUCUGGUCCUGACUACAGUCUCUCUGUGGGAAUGCUAGUUCUGGUCCCCGACUACAGUCUCUGUGGGAAUGCUAGUUCUGGUCCCGACUACAGUCUCUCUGUGGGAAUGCUAGUUCUGGUCCCGACUACAGUCUCUCUGUGGGAAUGCUAGUUCUGGUCCGGACUACAGUCUCUCUGUGGGAAUGCUAGUUCUGGUCCGGACUACAGUCUCUCUGUGGGAAUGCUAGUUCUGGUCCCGACUACAGUCUCUCUGUGGGAAUGCUAGUUCUGGUCCCGACUACAGUCUCUCUGUGGGAAUGCUAGUUCUGGUCCGGACUACAGUCUCUCUGUGGGAAUGCUAGUUCUGGUCCGGACUACAGUCUCUCUGUGGGAAUGCUAGUUCUGGUCCCGACUACAGUCUCUCUGUGGGAAUGCUAGUUCUGGUCCCUGACUACAGUCUCUCUGUGGGAGUGCUAGUUCUGGGCAUCUUCUCCAUUUUCUAAUGAAACAUUCAGAGUGCAUUUCUCUCAAACCAGAGUGGGGAAGAUGAGAGGAGGUGGUACUAGGAACAAGGCUUCAACCUCUGUAGCCACUAUUAAUACUCCACUUCAAUGCUGUGUUUGGGAAUGGAUUAUGAAUGUUUUAGACACGGUUAGAGAAGAAAAAAAAGAGUCCUCUCUUCCAGAUGUUAUUAUUUUGUACCCCCCAAAGAUCACUGGUUGAAGAUAUAGGUGAAUAUAUCAAGCUAGGAACCUUGGACCUUAUCCUAAGCAGCCUGAAUGUGUUGUGUGUGUGUUUUGUUGCCGUGUACAGAUAUGGGAGCACAAGCAUGGGAAAAGGAGCUUUUCAGAGGUAAAUAUCAGGCAAGUGACCUUUUGUGUGAGGUGUGUGAGGGGCAGCACCUGAAAGCUAGUUUUAGCUAUGGGAAAGGAUUGGGCCGCAAGUUAUGAGCUAUGCCCUAACUAACAGCCAUCCGUGCUUUCAGGUGUACCAGCACUGUCUUCAACUAUUACAUAGCAAUGGCCUCUUCCCCUCAUAGACAUUGUAUCUUUUACAUUACAUUGGUUGUUUUUAUCCCUUUUUUAAUUAUAUUUUAGGUACUUUCUUUGGUCAUUUGUUGGCCAUUUUAAGGUACUUUGUGUAAAAUGAUGUACAUUUGACAUAUUUAUAAUGCAGGAUGUAAAUAUUGUUUUUGUUUGUUUUUUUUUUUUUUUUUUUUUGUUAAUUUUGCAUUGUGUUUAAUUUUCAUGACAAAUGUGUUUUCCAUAUGUGCUUGUGCAAACAAGCAGAUGCAAGAGAGUAACCUGUUGUGUGAUUGGAUGCUUGGCUGGCAAUUGACCUAUUAAACCAUCCCAAUAAAAAUGAUUUAUACCAUA